UCUUAAAGAAAACAAAAUGUUGAAAUAUUUAUUGCUGAUCACGUUUAUAGCCUGUGUUGCCGCAGUCGAUGAUGAUGCCCAUGCUCAUGUCAAUAAAGAAUUCAAAAAGGAAGAUGGUCAUGGUCAUUUCUCUUAUGGCUAUGAUAUCACUAACGGCAUAGGAGCCGAUGAGGCUGGCGAUCAAUCGGCUGUACAUGGUGAAUUUCAUUUUACUACCAAAGAAGGUGUUCCCGUUAAGGUUAGCUAUACAGCCGAUGCUAAUGGUUAUCAUCCUCAAGGAGAUGUUAUACCCACCGCACCACCCACACCGGCAGCCAUUUUAAAGGCUUUAGAUUAUAUAAACAGUCAUCCCAAAGCUGAGAAAAAUGAGGAGCAUAAAAAACAUCAUUAACUUUCGUCGAGAUAUUUAAAUUAUUUUUUUUAUUUGUUUUUAUUUUUUUACAAAA
Molecule: messenger RNA, 446 nt
Organism: Lucilia sericata (common green bottle fly)
Lineage: Eukaryota; Metazoa; Arthropoda; Insecta; Diptera; Calliphoridae
Product: pupal cuticle protein Edg-78E-like
Exons: 2
Coding region: 17-391 (124 amino acids)
Cellular component (GO): chitin-based extracellular matrix
Molecular function (GO): structural constituent of chitin-based larval cuticle
Source: RefSeq, a predicted model, not a curated record